Peromyscus eremicus (cactus mouse) is the source of this 732-nucleotide messenger RNA. RefSeq names its product IZUMO1 receptor, JUNO (gene Izumo1r). Gene Ontology annotation, biological process: cell adhesion; fusion of sperm to egg plasma membrane involved in single fertilization; sperm-egg recognition. Gene Ontology annotation, cellular component: external side of plasma membrane. Lineage: Eukaryota; Metazoa; Chordata; Mammalia; Rodentia; Cricetidae. The transcript is spliced from 4 exons. Gene Ontology annotation, molecular function: signaling receptor activity. The coding region runs from base 1 to 732 and encodes 243 amino acids. The record is from RefSeq and is a predicted model, not a curated record.
AUGGCACAAUGGUGGCAGAUCCUCUUGGGAUUGUGGACAGUCAUGCCCACCUUGGCAGGGGACAAGCCGGUCAACGUCUGCAUGAGUGACAAGCACCACAAGCGAGAACCUGGCCCAGAAGACAAGCUCUUCUUGGAGUGCAUGCCCUGGCGGGCCAGUGCCUGCUGCACACUCGCCACAAGCUGGGAAGCCCACCUGGAGGAGUCCUCAUUCUUUAACUUCAGCAUGAUGCACUGUGGACUGCUGACCCCGGCCUGUCACAAGCACUUCAUCCAGGCCAUCUGCUUUCACGAGUGUUCCCCCAACCUGGGGCCUUGGAUCCAGCCGGUGGUCCCGGACAGGCAGGAAGAGCGGGUUUGGGGUGUGCCACUGUGCCGGGAGGAUUGUGAGGGAUGGUGGAAGGAUUGCCACUCGUCUUACACGUGCAAAUCCAACUGGCACAGUGGCUGGGACUGGAGUCAAGGGAAGAACCGCUGCCCAGUCCAGGCGCCCUGCCACCCUUUCCCACAUUACUUCCCCACCCCUGCUGAUCUCUGUGAGAAGGUUUGGAGCCACACAUUCAAGGCCAGUCCUGAGCGCAGGAAUAGUGGACGGUGUCUGCAGAAGUGGUUUGAGCCCACCCAGGGCAACCCCAACGUGGAAGUGGCCCUCCACUUCGCCAGCUCUGCCUCAGCCCAGGAGCUUUCUUACACCCUCUCAGUCUUCUCUCUGUACCUGCUGCUCCAUUCCUGA